Lycium barbarum (goji berry) is the source of this 1275-nucleotide messenger RNA. RefSeq lists its product as uncharacterized. The coding region runs from base 1 to 1275 and encodes 424 amino acids. NCBI's taxonomy places the organism in Eukaryota, Viridiplantae, Streptophyta, Magnoliopsida, Solanales, Solanaceae. Gene Ontology annotation, molecular function: nucleic acid binding; RNA-DNA hybrid ribonuclease activity. The record is from RefSeq and is a predicted model, not a curated record. The transcript is spliced from 2 exons.
AUGGUAAAAUCAAGAAAAAAGAGUGAUCACUUGCAAGACCUGAGAAUGGUUUUUGACCUACUACGAAGGUACCAACUCAAAAUGAAUCCUUUAAAGUAUGCAUUUGGGGUUACCUUUGGAAAAUUCCUUGGCUUUGUCGUUCGACAUCGGGGGAUAGAAAUUGAUCAAGCCAAAGUAGAUUCAAUCGUGAAGAUGGCCGAGCCAAGAAACAUCCAUGAGUUGAAAAGUCUGCAAGGGAAGCUGGCGUAUCUUAGGAGAUUCAUCUCAAAUCUAGUAGGGAAGUGUCAGCUAUUCAGUCGUCUCAUGAAGAAAGCGGCUCCUGUGCCUGGAAAGCCAUUGAUACUAUACAUAUCGGCACAAGAAAGUUCAGUUGGAGCACUCUUAGCCCAAGAGAAUAACAAAGGGAAAGAAAAUGCCCUUUACUACUUGAGUAGGAUGAUGACGCCAAAUGAGUUGAAGUAUUUGCCGAUUGAAAAGUUGUGUCUGGCCUUAGUCUUCUCGAUUCAGAAAAUGAAACACUACUUUCAAGCUCAUGUAGUUCGUCUUAUUUCCAAAGCAAACCCCAUCAAAUUUGUGAUGUCCAAACCUGUCCUUAGCGACCGACUAGCAAGGUGGUAUCUCCAAUUUCAACAAUUUGAGAUUGUGUACGUUCCUCAAAAAGCUGUGAAAGGGCAAGCAUUGGCGGAUUUUUUAGCAGACCAUCCAAUACCCGAUGACUGGGAAUUAACUGAUGAACUACCCGAUGAGGAUGCGAUGGUCAUUGAAAUUCAACAGCCUUGGAAGAUGUAUUUUGAUGGUGCUGCACAUCGCGAAGGAGCUGGCGCUGGUGUGAUAUUUGUCACUUCUCAGGAGGAGGUCUUACCGUAUUCCUUCACUUUAACACAAUGUUGCUCCAACAAUGUUGCGGAAUAUCAAGCACUCAUACUUGGGCUUGAAAUGGCUGUUGACAUGAAGCAGUUACAAUUACAAGUCUUUGGAGAUUCUGAAUUGAUAAUCAAUCAAUUGUUGGGUACCUACGAGGUCAAAAAGCCAGAAUUGCGUCCCUAUCAUAACUAUGCACAAAAAUUAAUUGGGUGGCUCGACAACGUAACUCUCCAGCACGUGCCAAGAAAGGAAAAUAAGAAGGCUGAUGCUUUGGCUUCAACAUUGAAUUUACCUGACCAAGCGCAAAUCACUAUCUGCCAGAAAUGGAUAGUACCGCCGGAGGACGAUGAGGAUGAAGAAAGCAAACUCGAGCUUCUUGUGGUCGUUUCUGAAGUUGAGAAAGUCGAUUAG